This is a messenger RNA of Exophiala viscosa, 2187 nucleotides long. Its product is annotated as leukotriene-A4 hydrolase. Gene Ontology annotation, molecular function: metallopeptidase activity; zinc ion binding; aminopeptidase activity. NCBI's taxonomy places the organism in Eukaryota, Fungi, Ascomycota, Eurotiomycetes, Chaetothyriales, Herpotrichiellaceae. Gene Ontology annotation, cellular component: cytosol. Bases 60 to 2108 code for a protein of 682 amino acids. The transcript has a single exon. The record is from RefSeq and is a predicted model, not a curated record. Gene Ontology annotation, biological process: proteolysis.
CAGAAGCAAUUCUUGUUCAUAACAGGCUUUUCACUCUUUCAAGGGGAGAAGAUAGAUGCAUGCAUUGUGUUCGUCACCACUACCACCCUGCUAAUCUGAGCACAUUGUUGUCUCGUGUGUCAUUGCGUGUUCUCCAUACUGUCCGGGUCCCAUCAACUGCAGCAUCGCCGCCAUUGCGGCAGAGACAUAACCUACUCUCCACAAAGACUCCAUUUGCCAGGCAUACCAGCAACAUGGCGAUCACCAUUAACCACCCACGGGAUCCCAACACUCUAUCAAACUACAACAAUUGGCGGACAAUUCAUACUUCCACGACCCUUGACAUCCUGUUCGACGAGCAGAAGCUGAAAGGCAUUGUGGCACACAGCUUAAAAGCUAUCACCGACGGAGAAAGCGACGAAAUCCUCCUCGACUCAAGCCAUGUACUUAUCAAGAGCGUCAUCGUCGACGGCAAGCCGGCACAUUGGGAGACUCUCAAACGUCUCGAACCAUACGGCAGUGCACUGAAGAUCAAGCUCGACCGGAAACCGAAACUGGACGAAACGAUUGACGUCGAGAUUGACCUAGAGACCACGGAGUCAUGCACAGCCCUACAAUGGCUGACUCCAGCCCAAACCUCCAAUAAAAAGCAUCCAUACAUGUUCUCUCAAUGCGAGGCAAUUCAUGCGCGAUCAAUCUUCCCAUGUCAAGACACACCCGACGUGAAAGCAACAUUUGACUUCGCCAUCAAGUCACCCCUUCCCGUCAUCACAUCCGGAAUCGGUGCCAAAGACAAUCCAACGUCCCCUACUUCCAACGGUAGCUCUCAACUCUAUAAAUUCCACCAAAAGGUCCCAAUCCCAUCAUACCUCUUCGCCAUUGCCAGCGGAGACAUCGCGACCGCCAAAAUUGGCGCCCACAGUGUAGUCGCCACGGGACCCGACGAGCUGUCCGACUGCAAAUGGGAACUCGAAGACAGCACCGACAAGUUCAUCAAAGCCGCCGAAUCACUAGUUUACCCCUACGCCUGGGGCGAGUACAACGUCCUCGUCCUCCCCGCAUCUUUCCCCUACGGCGGCAUGGAGAAUCCAAUCUACACAUUCGCCACUCCCACAAUCAUAUCCGGCGACCGCGAGAACGUCGACGUCAUCGCGCACGAACUCAGCCACUCAUGGUCAGGCAAUCUCGUGUCCAACGCGUCGUGGGAACACUUCUGGCUCAACGAAGGCUGGACAACAUAUCUCGAACGGCGCAUCCAGGCCAUCGUCCACGGCGGCGACCAGUGGCGCGACUUUUCCGCGAUCAUAGGCUGGCAGGCCCUGACCGAGUCGAUCAAAGGUUUUGGCGAGGAACACGAAUUCACAAAACUAGUCAUCGACCUCAAGGGCAAAGACCCCGACGACGCAUUCUCCAGCAUCCCCUACGAAAAGGGGUUCAAUUUUCUGUACCACAUCGAGAAACUCAUCAGCAAAGCCGAGUUCGACAAGUUCAUCCCGCACUACUUCGAGACAUGGCGCGGCAAAAGUCUGGACAGCUACGACUUCAAGGCCACGUUGCUAGACUUCUUCAAGUCUGACAAGUCUGUAUCCGCCAAACUCGCAAAGAUAGAUUGGGACACCUGGUUCUACAAACCCGGCUUUCCGCCGCGUCCGGACUUCGACACGAGUCUGGUAGACGUCGCGUACAAACUUGCCGACCGGUGGGAGUCAUUCACGUCAGACCCCAACGCUGAUUUUGCGCCCAGCAAAUCCGACAUUUCUGGGUGGACAGCAAAUCAGCUCGUCGUGUUCCUCGAGCGGGUCAUGACAUUCAAGAAGCCUUUACCAGCAGACCAGGCAGGCCGUAUGGGAGACGUUUACUCUCUCAAGCAGACGAAGAAUGUCGAGGUCUCGGCGCGGUACUACCAGAUUGCCAUGGCGAGUAAAGACGACUCGAUCAAGAGCCUUGUCGCCGAGAUAUUGGGACAGGUUGGAAGGAUGAAGUUCGUGAGGCCAUUGUACAGGGGUCUGAUCAAGUUGGAUUACGAGCUUGCGGUGGACACAUUUGAAAAGAACAAGGACUUUUACCAUCCUAUUUGUCGGGGGAUGGUGGCGAAGGAAUUGUUCGGGGAUAAGCAGCGCAAGCAGUAGCCACAGGCGCAGCCGCAGCCGCAGCCAAGGAGUUAGAAGUUGGCGAUGACAGACAAAAUAGAAUACCAUAUACGUGAUG